Messenger RNA from Triticum dicoccoides, 976 nucleotides. Its product is annotated as dormancy-associated protein homolog 3-like. The record is from RefSeq and is a predicted model, not a curated record. NCBI's taxonomy places the organism in Eukaryota, Viridiplantae, Streptophyta, Magnoliopsida, Poales, Poaceae. The coding region runs from base 100 to 525 and encodes 141 amino acids. The transcript has 4 exons.
CCGCUCCCUCCCUCCAACAAAGAAGGAACGAUCCACUGCGCCUCGCCUGCGGCACACACACCCCUCGACACCCAAGGUUUGGUUGGAUCGUCGUGCUCCAUGGGGCUUCUUGACCAGCUGUGGGACGACACAGUGGCCGGGCCGCGGCCGGACCACGGCCUCGGCAGGCUCCGCAAGUACGCCUCCUUCUCCCCGUCCUCCGCGGCGGCCGGUACGACCGCCGCUGCCGUGCCGUCGGCCGACGUGGCGGCGCCGGCGGUGACGCGGAGCAUCACCAUCCUCCGCCCGCCGGCCCUGUCCGUGACGUCGCCGCGCAGCGAGUCCGGCUCCGGCUCCGCGCCCUCGUCCCCGGCCAGCGUCCCCGACUCCCCCUUCGGCACAGCAACGACGCCCAGGGGAGAGAGUGGCUGGAGCAAGCUGCGCCGCAAAGGCAGGAUGGCCGCCGACGGCAUAGAGGCUAGCCCGGGCACCCCCAGGAGCCCCACCGUCUACGACUGGGUGGUGAUCAGUUCGCUGGACCGCUAACCGUGAAAACAGAAGCGGAUCCACCAAGACGGAGAAGCGCACGAGCACAAGGAGAGUAGCUGCAAACUAUGACCGGAAGAUCAUGGAACCCUGCCCCAGUAUAUGUUACUGUAUCAGUUAUAUGUACUACUACUAGUACUACUUCCGUUGUAAACAUCCACUCCACGUGAGAUGGUGCUAGUUUUCGUAGCCAAGGAUGUGCCACCGUGUAGAUGGAUCUAAGUCGUAGCUCAAGGAAAACUUGGUAGUAGGCAACCGGCGACGUGCAACGACCUGAGGCGAAUGAGACCGGUGUGAAGCGUGUGUGUAAAUCCUACCAGUAGGUGUAGAUGAGAGGGGAUCCCCUGCUGCUUGCUCUGCACAAGGCCCGCGGGCAGCAUGUGCUAAUGCAUGCAGUGUAAAAUAUGUCUGCAAUAAUGCAUGGCGAAGUGAGCCUCCACUUCUUUGAUUA